Molecule: messenger RNA, 1748 nt
Organism: Scleropages formosus (Asian bonytongue)
Lineage: Eukaryota; Metazoa; Chordata; Actinopteri; Osteoglossiformes; Osteoglossidae
Gene: phb1
Product: prohibitin
Exons: 8
Coding region: 193-1008 (271 amino acids)
Biological process (GO): mitochondrion organization
Cellular component (GO): mitochondrion; membrane
Source: RefSeq, a predicted model, not a curated record
GCACGUGCUUGCUGUCACUGUCUGGGGAUCAGUUUGGUGGAGGUCACGGCGAGGGGUCUGAAGCUGACGGUGAAAGUGCUGAGGUGGUGGAGGACAAACACACAACGGACAACCCGUCACGUGUCACUGUGUGCGAGUCAUGUUGUAUCCUGUGGUUCGUUCUUCGUACUAAAGGACUUGUGACACCUAGCCAUGGCAAAGCUUUUUGAGUCCAUAGGGAAGUUGGGUCUGGCUCUGGCCAUUGGCGGAGGCGUGGUGAAUUCUGCGCUUUACAAUGUGGAUGCUGGCCAUCGGGCUGUGAUUUUUGACAGGUUCCGGGGGGUGCAGGACACAGUGAUAGAUGAGGGAACCCACUUCGUCAUUCCUUGGGUUCAAAAGCCCAUCAUCUUCGACUGCCGCUCACGCCCCCGCAACGUGCCUGUCAUCACAGGCAGCAAAGAUUUGCAGAAUGUGAACAUCACGCUGCGCAUCCUCUUCCGGCCGAUGGCCAGCCAGCUGCCCCGCAUCUUCACCAGCAUUGGAGAAGAUUAUGAUGAGAGGGUGCUGCCUUCCAUAACCACAGAGGUCCUCAAGUCUGUGGUGGCGAGGUUUGAUGCUGGCGAACUUAUUACACAAAGAGAACUCGUGUCCAGGCAAGUGAGUGAGGACCUGACUGAAAGAGCGUCCACCUUCGGUCUGAUCUUGGAUGAUGUCUCACUGACUCACCUGACAUUUGGGAAGGAGUUCACGGAGGCUGUGGAGAUGAAGCAGGUGGCCCAGCAGGAGGCUGAGAGAGCACGAUUUGUUGUGGAGAAGGCCGAGCAGCAGAAACAGGCGGCCAUCAUCUCUGCCGAGGGCGACUCCCAGGCUGCCCUGCUCAUUGCCAACUCUCUGGCCACAGCAGGUGACGGCCUGGUAGAGCUGCGCAAGCUGGAGGCCGCGGAGGACAUCGCCUUCCAGCUGUCGCGUUCACGAAACAUCACCUACCUGCCUUCUGGCCAGGGCACACUACUCCAGUUGCCCCAGUAGCCCUGCAGUAGUCUAAGCAGUUUGAAGGUGUAUGUGUGAAGUAUUGUACCAUGUUUCAGUCAGAAUUCCAUAGUGGAUAAUCGAUAAGAUAGCGGUCAUUUUCUGCCCACUUUCUCCACAAAUGGGUGCACAACAAUGUGAGGGUUGGGGACAGAACACAGUUGUGUGAACUGGAAUAUUUGCUCAAUGACAAGUUCAGUUCAACCUUAGGUUUUCCACUUGUUUUGUACAUUCAUAAACUUUCUAAAGUCACAUGGCUUUGUUGCAGUUUUCGUCUUUGUGUGUGUGAGCAAGCAAGUGCUUUGAGGUUAGCCAGCCUGGCCUGGGCAUCGUCAAGCCUGGAUGCAACACAAGCACUUGAUAGUCGCCUCUCCUGAUUGUUGCUUUGCUCUUUCUCAUCAUCUUUCAUCUGCAGUUACAUGUAUAAUUUAUGAAAUGUCCUUGAUUGAAUGUACAGGAAAUGCUGACUCCACCCAGUGGGAACACAUAUCUAUAGCUUUUUCGCAAGAGAUGGAACUUCAUAUUCUUUAGUUUCUCAGUCCUUUCUGGUUCAGUUCCCCAAUCCUCAAAAGUGCAAUGUUUGCACUCUGCAAGAAAGACACCUGGAGCAGCAGGGAAGCAUAUUUCCCAGCUGCUCUGCAGAGAUGUUCGCAGUGUCUAGCACUUGUCAGGAAGGAAAUGUUUGCUCUCCUUCCACCACAAAUCUCUGAUCAUAAUAAAAUAUUUCUAUUAAACCUCAA